Messenger RNA from Papilio xuthus (Asian swallowtail), 1965 nucleotides. RefSeq names its product potassium/sodium hyperpolarization-activated cyclic nucleotide-gated channel 1. Gene Ontology annotation, biological process: potassium ion transmembrane transport; regulation of membrane depolarization; sodium ion transmembrane transport. The transcript is spliced from 12 exons. Gene Ontology annotation, molecular function: voltage-gated potassium channel activity. Gene Ontology annotation, cellular component: HCN channel complex. NCBI's taxonomy places the organism in Eukaryota, Metazoa, Arthropoda, Insecta, Lepidoptera, Papilionidae. The record is from RefSeq and is a predicted model, not a curated record. Bases 99 to 1745 code for a protein of 548 amino acids.
CAUCGUUAGGUUUAAAAAAAUAUUUCUUCAACAAUUUUAAUUUCUCCUUCUCCACAAUUUAGCUAAUCAAAGUAGUUGAACAACUAAAAUUGUUAGAAAUGGCUUCAGCAGUAGAAAAGAAUAUUGACAACUUAGGUUCUAAAGAAAAAAUACUAAGUAGACAAUUUCUAAGGAAACUUUUCAUGGUUUCUGCAAGCCACCCAAUGAUAUUUCAACAUUUUCGUAGCCACGCAGAAAUAAUAGUAGAACGACACCGUCAAAUCAUAGAAGGAGGAAAAGAUGUUAUCCAUCCCUAUAGUAAGUUCAGUUUAUUUUGGUGCAGUUUCAUGAUCGUGAUAAACAUUAGCCACAUGGUCAGCUCGUCCUUCCGACUAUGCUAUAUCCUGGAGACAGAAGAAGGCCCUACACUUCAUGUCGUAGAUUCCAUAUUACUUGGUCUACAUGUUGUAUGUUUUAUCGACAUGUGUAUUAAUUUCAAAAUGGGUUACCGAAAUGUCGAGAAAAAUAUCGUGGUGAAUCGAAGCAGAAUUAUUUGGCAUUAUUUACGGGGCUGGUUCGUGGUGGACUUCGUGUCGUGCGUGCCGCUGGCAUACGUGCUCCUACAUAUGGAGCUGACCGGCUACCGCUACCUUCUACUCGGCCACCUGAUGGCGAUGCUCCGAGUGCUGCGGAUCGCCACCGUCGUUCUCAACUUGAAGCCUUUUAUGCUGUUGUUCACGGAAUCGUACAUAUGGCACCGCACGGUGCGGCACACGCUGCUCUUCCUUAUAUCAGUGCACUGGACUAACUGCAUUAUUUACAUCCUGCCUGCUCUCGGCUAUUACUGGACGGGCAAGAUGCCCAGGCAGUACACGCUGUUCCUCAACAGCACGAGCGGCGACCUGUCGACCUAUUCUCCCGGCAUGCGCUACAACAAGGCGCUCUUCAUAACCCUGAGCGCGUUAGUCGGAGUCGAUCCUUCAAUGCUCAAAGUUUCAACAGUUGAAGAAUUUGUCUGCUAUUCCCUUAUUGUAUUUUACGGAGCAAUGUUCAUGGUGUACACGAUAAUUUUCCUGUUGAAAAUAUAUAUGACAUACUACAACUCUGCAACGCGUUACCAUGGACUUCUCAGUCAGAUGGAGGCUUAUAUGCAACACAAACAGCUCCCAGCUCAACUGAAGACACGACUAAGAGAGUUCUACAGGUACAGAUACCAGGAGCAGUACUACAAGGAGGACGAUACGCUAGAAUGUUUAUCAGAUCAAUUACGUCACGAGAUAAUUCUGCACACGUGCUACAAGUUGGUGAAUCGCCUGCCGCUGCUGGAGGGGCUGCCGGCGAGUGUGGUGGGCGCGGUGAUGGGCUGCCUCAAGCCCGAGGUGUACUUGCCCAAUGAUCUGGUGAUGCGCGCGGGUGACAACGGGGAUUGCAUGUACUUUAUAGCUAAUGGAACGGUCGCUGUUUACUCCUUGAAGGGAGUUGAGAUUUGCCACCUAGAAGAUGGUGACCACUUUGGCGAGGUGGCACUACUGAUGGCGGACAGCAAGCGCGUAGCUACCGUCGUGUCAGUGGAGAUCACGCAGGUGUACCGGCUCGACGCUGUUAACUUUCGACAAAUAGUAAAGACAAACCAAUUGCUGUACAAUCGGUUGCAAGAGCUGGCAGCUCAACGGAUGCAUGAGACGGUGGUAUUGGACGAUGAGUUCCGUAGACAGCGGGAGAAGCGUGUGGAACUUGAUGCAUCUGGUACCACAUUACUCAGCUAACACAUUCAUGACAACAAAAUAAUUAAAAAUAUAUUUUUUUCUUUCUUUCUUCCUUUAUGUCAGGAAAAAAUGUCUAAUUUAUAUGUCUAAUAUUUAUAAAAACAUAUGAAAUUAACUGCUUUUAUAGCAGUUAUUUUCAUAUGUUUUUGAUCUAUUCUUGUAUAAUGUGAGCAAACACCUUAACCGUUUAACAUAAAGUAUUUACAGAGUUAUUUUUAAG